AUGAUCACUACAAAAACCGAUACACACAUUAAAAUCAAAGUUGUUCAUUCGCCAGGUAUGCCACCAUCUAAGAUUAGAGACAUAGAAUAUACGUGGGAGGAGGUUAAAGAGAUCAUUAGGGAUAAUAAACUUGAAAAAUUUGCCCGGUCUUUGCACCAAACGGAGAACUACCAUAAUUUCAAAGCGCAGCUCCAGAAGAACCAUACUACAAUUUUCAAGCAUUUGUUGAGCAACGAGUUGAAAUGGUACGAACCGAAGGACAACGGGGGCAUGAGUUGGGAUGAGGUUGUUCAAAAUAGGAUUCCUGACAACCAGAUUGUUAUCAAUCCUGCAAGCUAUAAGUUAUUUACCAACCCAGAUGACUUGAAGAUUGUGCCCAACCACUUUCCGUAUUAUUUUGAGGAUGAUGUGACACAUAUGUGUGUGUGGACGAAGUUGCGGAUUGAGCCGGACGAAACAUCUCCCAUCGGUGACAUUUCGCCUGCCACAAGAGAAAUCAUUGAAAAAUACGUCUGUAAGACGUUUGUGGACGGGAUGGGCAUCGACCGCGAGAACAUAGUGUGGUUCAAGAAUUGGGAGGCGUUGCAGUCGGUGAAGACGAUCUCGCAUCUCCAUGUGCUCGUGAAAGGCAUGACUGAGGCCCAAUUAGAGCUGGUAUUGUAUAAGCCAGGUGAGGUGUUGACCCCGAGCGAUAUGAAAUGA
Debaryomyces fabryi is the source of this 702-nucleotide messenger RNA. It is a transcript of the gene GIG1, whose product is annotated as Gig1p. The record is from RefSeq and is a predicted model, not a curated record. Gene Ontology annotation, biological process: N-acetylglucosamine metabolic process. Bases 1 to 702 code for a protein of 233 amino acids. The transcript has a single exon. Gene Ontology annotation, cellular component: cytoplasm. Lineage: Eukaryota; Fungi; Ascomycota; Pichiomycetes; Serinales; Debaryomycetaceae.